AUGGAUCAAGAAGAGAAAGGUGCACCCCGUAUUCGCUUCGGAGAGCUUCGUCUCCCCGAGGAGGAAGAUGGAUAUGUCAACCAUGAGCGGCGCCAUGAGAGAUCAUUGUCAAGACGAAAUAGUGUUGGCAGUCUCUCGAUUCGCAGCGUUGGCGGUGCUCGCACCGUCCAGCCAGAGACCGCUCUACCGAUCACCUACCGCACUCUGUCAAUCGAGAUUGAUGAGGGUCAAUACAAGAAGCAAAACGAGGUGAAGAAGGCGAAGGAGAAGGCAGCCGUCGAUCUGGCUGACCUGGAAUGGCACACGCUCGCUAUCCAUGAACUGUGUCGCCGACUUUCUGUUGAUCUUGAUCAAGGUCUUUCUGACGACCAGUCCAAGCGUCGCCUCAAUGAACAUGGCCAGAACAAGAUGACUCCGCCACCCUCUGGUCUAAUCCGCGAUAUCAUAGGUUACUUCUUCGGUGGCUUUGGUAGCAUUCUCGUUGUAGCCGGCAUAUUGGUUUUCAUCGCUUGGAAACCACUCGGAAAACCCCCUGCCGUCGCCAACUUGGCGCUCGCAUGUGUACUGAUCGCGGUCUGGCUCAUUCAAGCUGCGUUCAAUGCAUGGCAAGACUGGUCAACAAGCCGGGUCAUGGCAUCCAUCGGUACUAUGUUGCCCGAUCAGUGUAUCGUCGUGCGUAAUGGAGCGCAGACCAACAUUUCGGCUCUCGAUUUGGUUCCUGGUGAUGUUAUCGUCAUCAAGCAAGGCAACAAGCUUCCCGCAGAUAUGCGCUUUGUGGAAGUCUCUAGCGAUGCCGUGUUCGACCGCUCCAUCCUUACUGGUGAAUCUGAACCCGUCGUAGCCACUCUCGAUGCAACCGAAGACAACUACCUCGAAACCAACAAUAUCGGACUACAAGGCACGCACUGCAUCUCUGGCAGUGUUCUUGGCAUAUGCGUAGCCACCGCUGAUAACACAAUCUUUGGACGCAUCGCGAAGCUGACCUCGGAUCCUAAAACUGGAAUGACGCCACUUCAAAAGGAAAUCCUACGCUUCGUGUUGAUCAUUUCCGUCUUCAUCACCUGCGUUGUGAUUCUAAUCAUCAUCCUUUGGGCAGCAUGGUUGCGGAAAGAUCAUCCGGAUUGGAUCAACGUACCACUUCUCAUCGUCAGUUGUGUUUCUGCGGCUGUCGCUUUCAUCCCAGAAGGUCUUCCAAUUGCACUGACUACGAGCUUGACAAUCGUCGCGAACAUCAUGCGUAAAAACAAGAUUCUUUGCAAAUCGCUCAAGACUGUGGAGACGCUCGGAGCCGUCUCCGUUAUCUGUUCCGACAAGACUGGUACAUUGACAAAGAACAAGAUGGUGGUUACCGAUAUCUAUGCCGGAGGAGAAGAGUACACUGCCGACGAGGCGCGUGACAAGAUGGCAGUCUUCCGCUCGGAGGAGAAAGACUCAACUGCACUGUCUUUGUCAAACAUCAUCGACCAUGUUCGCGUCCUUGGCGGUCUCUGCAACUCUGGCGAAUUCGAUGCUGCAACUAUGGACCUGCCCAUCGCGGAUCGCAAGAUCAAUGGGGAUGCCACAGAUCAGGCUAUUCUUCGACUCUCUGAGACUUUAGGUUCAGUCACUCAGCUACGUCGGGACUGGAAAAAGGUCUUCGAGAUCGCUUUCAACAGCAAGAACAAGUUCAUGAUUCGAGUUAUGACUCCUGCAAACCAGGGCGCAACGAGUAACAAUGCUACACUCAUGAUCAAGGGCGCUCCUGAUAUCCUCCUUCCCCGCUGCGAUCUCAUCCUGAACGCGCUGGGCGAAGAGGUGGAACUUACAGAAGCACAACGACUCCGCAUCGAGCAAAUCAAGGAUAGCUGGUCUUCCCAGGGCAAGCGUGUCAUUCUCAUGGCCCGCAAGCCAACUAUUAUGCCAUUCUCCAACGACCAGGAGAAGGAGAUCCUUGUAUCCGCCCGUGAAGGCCUUACCUUCGUUGGUAUCGUUGGUAUCGUCGAUCCACCUCGCGAUGAGAUCCCAGAAGUCGUGAGCAUCCUCCGUGGCGCAUCGAUCCGCAUCUUUAUGGUCACCGGCGAUUUCAAGCUCACGGCGCAAGCCAUCGCUGAGGAGUGUGGCAUCAUUUCGAACUCCGCUUUAGUUGAGGAUAUCGAUGCUCUCAGCCGAGACUUCAAGGGCGAGUCUAGGAAACAAUCGAUCGUCUUGAGCGGUCCGGAACUCAUCACGCUGAACGAUGCGCAGUGGGACCAACUCUGCCAAUACCAAGAGAUUGUGUUUGCGAGAACGACACCAGAGCAGAAGCUCCGCAUCGUCAAGGAGUUCCAGGCUCGCGAGAACAUCGUCGGCAUGACUGGUGACGGUGUCAACGACGCUCCUUCGCUUAAGGCUGCCGACAUUGGUAUCGCCAUGGGCAGCGGUUCAGACAUCGCCAUCGAAGCCGCUGACAUGGUCCUUCUCGACUCGUUCGCUGCGAUUGUGCAAGCUGUCAUGUACGGUCGUCUCGUCUACGACAACCUCAAGAAGACUAUCGUGUACUUGCUACCAGCCGGUAGUUUCAGUGAGCUUUGGCCUGUUGUCACAAACGUCGCUUUUGGUAUCCCCCAGAUUCUGUCCUCCUUCCUAAUGAUCAUCAUCUGCUGUCUUACCGAUUGUGCCGCUGCUAUUACGCUUGCCUAUGAGAAGCCCGAAGCCGAUCUUAUGCUCCGACCUCCUCGUAACCCCAAGAAGGACAGGCUUGUAAAUGCUAGCCUCAUCUUCCAUGCGUACUUCGUUGUCGGUCUGCUCCAGUGCUUCCUAGCCUUUACCAUGAGCUUUUGGUGGAUGGAGCGUCAAGGGAUCCCAUUCACGGCGAUGUGGCUGAAGUACGGCAAUUACGACAAGCAAUACGACCCGAAUUACAUCAACGAGGUUGUGAACCAAGCUUCAAGUAUCUACUUCGUCACUUUGGUGAUCAUGCAACUCUUUAACCUUCUCGCCACACGCACACGUACACUCAGCAUCUUCCAACAGCCACCUAUUCUGAACAAGGCAACUCAAAACUUGUCGCUCUUCCCUGCCAUGAUCUUCGCCAUCGUCGUCGCAUUCAUCUUCAACUAUAUUCCGUCACUCCAACGCACCGUUGGCACACGAUCAGUUCCAGUCGAGCACUGGUUUCUGCCAGCUGCUUUCGGCCUAGGCCUACUUCUACUCGAUGAGGGAAGGAAAUAUUGUGUGCGCAGAUGGCCCAAAGGCCUUCUCGCCAAGAUUGCUUGGUGAAGAUGUUCAUACCCUAAGGGUAGCAUGACAAGUCGGCCCCCCACCUGUAAGAUACACUUGCGGAGUACCGCCCAAGAAGUCUGUCUCAGAUAUAGAUUUAAAAGUACAAAAAAAUCCAAAGUUUCACAAGUUCACAUCAAGCCUAAGAUGCUCCUACCACCCACUUCAUUCCCCAGCAGCGCAGAGCAACUCUCACUCCUUCUGAGCCCAAUGGUCCCACAUCAUACACGUUCCUCCGUACCUUCAGCUGCAAUAUAUAAUAGUGGAGCCGUUGUCACCGGCAUUUCUACACAUGUACCCCACACUGUCCUCAUUAACGUCUUGCAUGACUGCCAACGACAUGCUUUAACGGAGUAAGUGCCGGUGAGUGAUGAGGCCCUAUCAUCUGGCGCCGAUCUUAUUACCAUGCAAUUUGAGAAUUGUCAUGUAAGGCGAGGGAAGGCCCCAUUUGUCUCGGCUAAAUGCUUCUUCCACCCGAUUGGCGAGAAUGCCAAUUGUGAUUGGAUGGGAGGGGCGAAAAGUAGAUGAAGACAGAGCUCGGAAAGGGUUGAGGUGGCGUCGGCGGGCAGUUUGUUCCACGAGGUGACGGGUGUUUUGGCUGAGUGGCUGGCUGAAUGGGGUUUAGUGGGCGUCUGCCUGCUCCCGAGUGAAGUGGCUAGUGAGGACGCCCCGCAGAGUUCGGCAAACCUUGGUUUGACCUCAUAUUAGCAACGAAGGGUGCGUUGUUGAGCGCCGAUGUUGAAGUACAAAUAAUGUUGCUUCGAGAUGAAGACUUGCACAAGGUAUCAUGACGAUACUACACGUAGAUAUCUCUCUAUCUACCAAUAUGCCUCAGAGGCCAUGG
Pyrenophora tritici-repentis Pt-1C-BFP is the source of this 4081-nucleotide messenger RNA. Its product is annotated as MgtA, Cation transport ATPase. The record is from RefSeq and is a predicted model, not a curated record. Lineage: Eukaryota; Fungi; Ascomycota; Dothideomycetes; Pleosporales; Pleosporaceae. Gene Ontology annotation, cellular component: plasma membrane. Gene Ontology annotation, molecular function: ATP hydrolysis activity; P-type sodium:potassium-exchanging transporter activity; ATP binding. Gene Ontology annotation, biological process: intracellular sodium ion homeostasis; sodium ion export across plasma membrane; intracellular potassium ion homeostasis.